Messenger RNA from Brugia malayi, 192 nucleotides. RefSeq lists its product as uncharacterized. NCBI's taxonomy places the organism in Eukaryota, Metazoa, Nematoda, Chromadorea, Rhabditida, Onchocercidae. Bases 1 to 192 code for a protein of 63 amino acids. The transcript has 2 exons. The record is from RefSeq and is a predicted model, not a curated record.
AUGGUUGAAUUGAGUGGUAGAAGCACUCUUCAACAUAGCUUUGAUAAUUCUGUUUUUAUUAUACCAGCGGUGAUCGUUGCCGCUAUUGUGGCACUGGUCACAUAUAAGUUAACAAAUUCAAUAAAAUUGAAACAAAAACGCGAAGAAGAAAAGAGGCGCAAACGGGAAGAAAAGUCUAAAAAGAAGAGUUAA